Haplochromis burtoni (Burton's mouthbrooder) is the source of this 7594-nucleotide messenger RNA. Its product is annotated as zinc fingers and homeoboxes protein 2. Gene Ontology annotation, cellular component: nucleus. The record is from RefSeq and is a predicted model, not a curated record. Gene Ontology annotation, molecular function: DNA binding; DNA-binding transcription factor activity, RNA polymerase II-specific. The coding region runs from base 2423 to 5539 and encodes 1038 amino acids. The transcript is spliced from 5 exons. NCBI's taxonomy places the organism in Eukaryota, Metazoa, Chordata, Actinopteri, Cichliformes, Cichlidae. Gene Ontology annotation, biological process: regulation of transcription by RNA polymerase II.
GUCACAGGGCCAACACACCGGGACAGACAACCAUUCGCACUCACAUUCACUCCUAUGGUCAAUGUAGAUUAAUCAAUUAACCUAUCCCCACAAACAAAUCAUUCAUAGUUUAUUCUAGAGGAUGUUUAAUGUUAACGCCAGUUAAAAGUUGUUAUGGUGCCACACACCACAUGCUGGCGCUGCAGCGCCCCCUGUCUGUCUGUGAUGGGUUACCAUGCGGAUGCUAACUUGCUAGCGUCAGCUGCACUCUGUAAUCCAGCCGCGUCCUGUGUGCUGGAUGGAUCUGGCCGUACGGUCGACCUCGGCAUGUUGCUAAAUGAGUGCAGACGAAGUGGAAUUCAAACAUUACUUUUGUGCAUGCACUGAUGGCGUGCUCGCCGCACACACCUGGACCUCCCUCCCGCUGCAGCCGGCUGAUCCUUCUUGCACUGCAGAAAUUACUGUGAUUCAGUUUUAAUAAAACAAAUAACAAGUGGAGCUGUGGCGCUGAAAAGAACCUCGUGUGAAACGAAUCAGAGGACAUUGUUUCACAGGAAGCAGCCCUGCACCUUCAGAUCUGUUCUGCUGUUACUGUAAACAGGAAUCUGCGCUUUAAUUGACCCGAUUGAUUAAAUUCAGGUUAGGACAAAAACAGCGACAGACAGACAGACAGACGCCCCCUCAGUACCGCCACUUCAGGAGAAAGCCCACAAAGCUAAUUAAUUGGGGCCGACCGGCUGAUUUGCAUGUUUUGUAAGCACUAAUUAAGAUAUGCAAAAUAUCCAGAUGAACGCUGCAGCCUAAAUAUAUUUUAGGCAGCUCGGCGGCACAGAGGUACGGACGGCAAAACAGACGGAGGCCGCGUCCUGCGGCGGGGCAUUAAUCCGAGAGUCGCUACGCCACAGCAGCAGGAAGUGCAGCGUGUAGGGGAAUUCAUCCCGGUGACACUUUUAUAUUAACAGAGCAGGGACGGCCGAACGUGUCGUGGAAGGGUUAGGGUUAGUGCACACGGGCAGGUGUAGAGCCCUCGUAGGUGUGCACGAGUCAGUGUCAGAAACUGAGUUUGAGACCAAAGAGUCUGAGGAGGCUCCGGUCCAACAAGCUCAAGCUCAUUCGUGCAGAUGACCUGGGCGACGGUUUAUUUAGACACCAGGAGACCUGGGACGCUGCAUGCAGAGGAGCAGUGUGCUUUAUUAUCAUACACGUCACUCAGACAGCACAGCCGGCCUUCUGAAGGUCUUUCAAAGAUUUUCUUUGGUCUUGGGCUGCUUUUUCCCUCCGGUCUUUGUACCUGAUCACCUUCACUUAGCUCUGCAAUUUGAGUCAUUCAGGCAUGAAAAGGAUGAAUCGGUGUUGUGUCUACACAACAGAAGAAUUGUAUCUUUAGGCACUUUGUUAGCCGCAGCCUGUCACAGAAACACAUCAUUUGUUCUCAUUUCUUUACUUCAAUCUGUGACAAAUACCAAAGAUAAUACAGUUUGACAUAAAAUAGUGUUUUUGCACCAACAGGCUGAUUCCUGAAGAGCUGUUAGCUGAAAUGUUGGCAUAUUUCAGUGUCCUUAAAAGUUUAAGGAAAUCGGAGGACAAAAGCAGUGUCUGAAGAAGGUCGGCUGUCAAGAAGCCAUUCGUAGGGAAGGGAAACAGGAAGAAAAGGCUGAGGGAUGAAAGUUACAGAAGGACAGAUAGUCGGAGGAAACGGGGCUGAUGGAGCAUCUGUGUGAGUCAUCUGGGAAACACGGUGGAGGCUCCGUCAGGAUUUGAGGCUUUAUUUCAGUCGGUGGUGUCGGAGCUCUUUUUACAAUGUCUGGAAUUAACACAGAGAAAAGUAGCAUCGCACCAGAACCUUCUGGAAGGCAUCGACUGACAGCAGCUCCCUUUUUCCUGGAAAGCGUGGAGAACUGUUCCCGAAGAUGAUUUCAGGAAAUGAUAAGGAAGCUUGUACCCCGCGGGAGAUUACCCAGAGUGCUGCUGGCCUGAGCUUCCAGAAGAUAAAGAGGAAGAGGAGAGAGAGGAGAACGGACAGAGUUCGGAGGAGGAGGUGGAGCCUCAGGAAGAGCCCCUCCCCCUCCAGUGAAGCCCCUCCCUUUAGAGGAAGUGCACUUGAACGCCGCUGCUGUCUGUGAUGCCCUCCCAUGACGCCGAGGUCGGUAGCUGACACUGCCAGUGAGCGGGAGACGCCACUGCACAACCGGUCCUGGGCCAGCGCCGUCAGCCGGUUCUCGCCCUCCCUCUCACACACUGGAGACUCCACAUCCAACCGCCUACCACUUUCCACAACCACCUGCUCCGUUCCGCCCCAGUAAAGACCCCCCAACGCAGACACGCUGACGUCCUCGACCAGCACCAGCAGCAGCAGCAGCAGCCAAAAACAAUAUCGUCAACACAAUCAGCAACACCAGCACCACCAUCAUCACCAGCAGUAGCAGCAGCAGCAGCCGCAAUCAUGUCCAGUCGUAGGAAGUCCUCCACCCCCUGCAUGGUCCGGGUCAUCAGCGACCUGCCUGAUGAACAAGAUGACCCGGAGGAGGUGAUGGACAUGGAAAUAUUGGCAAGCAAAGAUGUGAGAGAAAAUGAACCACCUGAAUCUGCGAAAAAGAGUCAAAACCUCAUGAAGGAUAAUGGAGAUAAUCCAGACCGGAAGGCAUUUCCAAAACACUUAGACAAAGAGCAGCAGUCUGGAUGUGAAGAUCACCCCCCUGUCAUCGAAGAUGUAGAAGCCAGAGGGGGGAAGGACAAAGAAGCGCCAGAAUCAGACCCGGUGUCCCAGAAGAAGCAGGGAAGAGGUUACGAGUGCAAAUACUGCCCGUUUUCGACGCAGAACCUGAAUGACUUCAAAGAACACGUGGACUCGAGCCAUCCUAACGUCAUUCUAAAUCCGCUGUACCUCUGUGCUGUCUGCAACUUCAACACCAAGAAGUUUGACUCGCUCACAGAGCACAACGAGAGCCGGCACCCAGGUGAGACGAACUUCAAGUUCAAGAGGAUAAAAAUGAACAAUCAGACUAUCUUAGAGCAGACAAUCGAAGGCAAGGACAAUUCAGCUGAAUGCGACAUGACAAAUGAAAAAGGUGAAAGCCACAGUAGCUCUGUGUUUCCACCUUGCAUAUCUACCACAGUGAAAUCUCCGGGUAGUGUGCACACGCUCUUUGGAGGGAGCGAACUGAAAAGCCAGCUGGACGGUUUGAUCCAGAAGGACCAAAUCACAGCAGUGAACAUCAACGGAACCGUCAUCAUCCCUGAACCCACCAUCGUCCAAGGGCUCUCCCAUGUCACCCCAAUGCUCCAGCGUCCACCCAACUUUAACUCUGUACCAAAAAUAGCCGUUCCCUUGAACACCACCAAAUAUAACCCUUCUUUAGACAACAACCUGACGCUGAUCGCCUCCUUUAAUAAAUUCCCAUACCCAACGCAUGCUGAGCUGUCAUGGCUUACAGCUGCCUCCAAGCACCCGGAGGAACAGAUCAAAGUCUGGUUCACUACCCAGCGGCUGAAGCAAGGUAUCACUUGGUCCCCGGAAGAGGUGGAGGAAGCCAGGAAGAAAAUGUUUAAUGGCUCCAUCCCUCCUGCUCAUCACACGUUCACCGUCUUGCCUACAAGCCCCAUCUCUCAGCCGUCUGCCAAAGCCUCACAGCAGCCCAUCGUCCACACGACAGUCGAGCAUCUUGGUCACGUCCGGACGACUGCGCCCAAUGGGCUAACUGUAGUCACCACAAACUCCCCGGCAGGCUCUAGCCACUCCCUUAAGCGACCCCUGCCGACACAGCUGUCAACAGUGUUUGAGUCCAAGCGACCCAUCAUGGCAGUGGCGCCCCACUCUGGUGACCCUAAAGACAAGGUCCUAAUGGCUCCUCCCCCACCACCUCCUCCCCCAAAAGGCCGCCUCCCAAUGGCUCCACCUCUUGUUCCCGUGGAGAUGAAAAGACCUGUAGCAGUUCCUCUGGUUACCACAGAGAUGAAGAGGUCAUCCGCUGCUGUGCCUUUAAUGCCACCGCCUCCAUCGUUGUCAUCAUCAUCUUUGUCUUCCAAAGGGAAGAUUCUCUCGGCGUCAGGAAAUCCCAAAACAAAGCCGGUGGUGUCUCUGCCCUCCAUAGUCUUUCCAGAGUCGUUAACAAGGCCAAUGAUUGCCCCCCCACCGAUCUCUGUCUCUCCGUUCAGAAACAGUUUACUUAUUCCCCGUACCGUGCCCGUCCCUUCCAAAGAAAAACACCCCAGUUCUCACAAUUUGCCAGCUUCUGAUUUAAAUUUGCCGAACUCCCCUCCGCUCAUUACUUCACAGGUAAGGAGGCCGACAAUUAUCCAGUCCAUCCGUGCUCCGGCUAAAGCUCCAUCCCAGAUUUCAGCGUUCUCCUUGGAUGGCAAGAAAUUAAAAGAGCAGCAAGGAGUGGAGCUGAAAGCCAGCUACCCCAGAGGAGACAAGGUAGUCAGUCCUCUGCCAGAGGCCAAUGGAACGUCUCGAAUGGACGGGAAAUGGCCCUUUGAUCAGACCUCUCCUGGUCACAAUAAUGGAAUCUUACAUUUGGACGGUGGGGACAUCCCAGCAGUACCAAAACCAGAUUUUCAACAUAAGUCCUCGGUGCUGACCCAGUUCCCCUUGCUGGAGAGGAUGAAAGGAAAAACGGCAAAACAACUGAAGAUCUUGGAGGAGAACUUCUUGCGGAACAGCUUUCCUACACACAGCGACGUGGAUAAUCUGUCGGCCAUAACCCGCCUGUCUCAUCAGGAAAUCGACAGCUGGUUUGCAGAGCGCCGCGCGCUUCGUGACAACCUGGAGCAAGCCCUUCUGAACUCCAUGGGCACUAAAAGGAUGGGCGGCAAUGGCAUUGGUGCCAUCACUGAGAAACAGCUACAUCAGCACCAAGCACUGCAACUGAAUGGGAUUCACAAACCAAGCACCGGUGUAGGCCUCCUUAAAAGCCCUCCACCAACUUCACACCCCCUGUCCAUGAUUGCUCCUGGCACCAUUGCACCUUCCGUCCCCAAUCUGAAUUCCUGCUCAGUGCCUCCAGACGGCCGAUCCCUGGCGCUCCUCAAGGACGAUUUUGCUCAAACGCGGUGGCCUUCCCCUGAGGAGUUCAGCCAGCUGGAGGGUCGGACAGGACUGGCUCGCGGAGAACUGGCCCGCUGGUUCACCGAUAGUCGGCUGCAGAGCGGCAGCAUGGACUUGGCAGAACUUUUUCACAACAAUGGCGUGAAUGGAGGACAGGGGCUGCCUAUGUGUUCCCCUGAAAACGUUCCACCCAGCAUCAUCCAGCGGUGUCAGGAAGGAGCCGUAACAAACAACAACAGUAAGGUGCUGGAGGUUGAGAUGGGCUGGCUGAUGGACCAGCGCACCAACAGCCUCAACAAUCAACAGCACGAUGAGCUCCAAGACCAGUUUGCUGGCAGACUGAGGCAGCAGAGCGUGGCGGAGCUGAAGAACGGGGGACAGAACGGGGGCGUCCUCGGAGGAGUGCGGGAGGUGUUCGGGACCUGGCUGGAGGACUCGAGGCGAGGGCGGGAGCUGCUCGUGGACAGAGAGAAGAAGAUGGCGGAGGACGCGUCUGGGAGGCUGACCGGAUAAACGGUGUGAAUAAGAUUCGCCUCCGCCGCCGCCGCUGCUGCUGGAAACAGAAGAGGAGAAAACAUGAAGAAUGGAGCAACAAAAGAAGAGUUUCUCGAUUAUCUAUUUUUUUUUCCCUGUUCUUGUGUUUUCAGAUUUUUUUGGUUUUUGUUUUUAAUCUCUUGAUUGUCGCAUCCCGGCUCACGCACAACAUCCUCCUCCGUCACGCCGUCAGCGACCUGGGGCGACCGCGGUGUAGAUGUGACGCUCGCACACAAAAGCACGAGUUUGAACACGACAGAGCCGCUGCUGCGCUUUGCUGUGGGCUGCACCCAAAUUGAAAUCUGAAGAGCGCGAGGAGAAAUUCAGGGUCACGAUCUGUGAAGAUAAUUGAAACCCCCCCACCCCACACCCACCUUUACAGUGGAUUUCAAACUGCUGCUUUCAGUUUUACAGUAGUAUUAUAACACAACACCGUCGCACAGGCGUCCUGCAGAGUGCCGUAAACAGAGUCGGACCCUUUAAAUGUGUUUUGUCUUCAGGGGGACAAAAUUCAAACAUUCCUUCAAAGAAGUGAAGUGGAUCACUUCCACUCCCCCCGAGAAUAAAUCCACAAACGAGCCGGAAAACAAAGCAAGUUUAAGUGAACCGCAACAACAAACAUGCCUGAAAAAAACAACUCGUGUCCCUUCAAACCAAACCUCAGUAGGAUUCGUUUAUUAAUUCCUCAGCGCACGCUUUGGGUGAAUUAAACGAACAAUUAGUAUUUCACUCGUGCAGCAUAUCAGGAUUUAUUCCAGUCGUUCUUCGUCCUUGUCACAGCCGUCCGCCUGCAUCAUUAUGCAAGUCUUUAUUUUUCCACCUAAGUCGGAGGAAGUCACCAGAAUGUUUUAUUCAGAGUGUUUUCUCUUCUUUUAAAUGAUUGUUAAACGUAUUUAUUGAAUUGCCGAGCUGCAGCUGGAGCCUUUAACUGCCAGUUUUCAGCCUUUACGUUGGCUCAGCGCUGCAUUGUGAGACGAGCGAGUCCUUCAGCGCCACAGAAACUUUCUAUAUUUACUUCCUUUUGUUGUUUUUCCACUGGAGUGUGGAGUUGUCAGCAGCACCGUAUUAAAAGCUGCUUUGGUCGGCGUGAUGGCGCACGAGGCUUUGUUCACGCGCAAGCGGACGAGUUUAUUCAUGUUUUCCAUUUUCCUCAGAUUGGUUGGUGCGUGAGAAACGAUUCUCCGGCUAAAGGAGCGCUGCGCGACUCAGUCUGAGUGCCGAGGAAAUUUGAUGUUAGAAAUUAAGAGAAAACAUUUCUGUUACUCGAGCUCCAACAUACAUGUUAAAUUUAUAACUGUUAGACUUCAGUGGAUCCUUCUCAUUUCACGUUUUCAUUAACAACACCUCUGAAAUAUGUUCCUGAGUUUAACCUUGAGGAACUGUUUUGUCCAAUCAAAUGGCCUGUUACUUCACUUCCUCACGGCUUUAGGUGAAUCACCUCUGUUACAAACUAUAAAGACUUUAGUUUUCAUUGUUGGACUCUACAGCUCCUCCCCUUUAAGGGAAAGUUCUCCUGAUUGGCUGCUCCUUAUAGCGGGAAAUUAGUAAGGUGGGCAGGAUUGUCUCCUUUCUAUGACAUCACACAGAGCCAAGGGUAGAAAAAGCUGUUCAGUGUUAUUCAUAUAGCACCAACCGUCCCCUUGCAAAGUAAAGACCUACAAUACUACAGAGAACCCCAACAAUCAGACGACCCCUGUGAGCAGCACUCUGGCAACAGCGGGAAGGAAAAACUUCCUUUUAACAGGAAGAAACCUCCAGCAGAACCAGGCUCAGGGAGGGGGCGGGGCCAUCUGUAGCGUCACAAACGCCGUAUUUUACGGAGUUAAAGGCGGGACUGACGGACGUGGCCGAGGCGGUGUUGUGUGUGACCCGUGUUGCCGUGGAGACGAACCGGAGCACUGAAUGUGUGCCUGCAGCAGCAGUACAGACCGACAGGGUGGAUUUAAAACAAACAAACAAACAAGAAAAAAAACGAACAAAAACGCCGAGUGCCAAAGCUGGGAUCUGCUGCAUUCUCACUACACUUUCAAAACA